UUACAUUGAGGAAGCGAGUUCCAAUUCUCGAGAGCAGUUCUCCUCCUCCUCUCGAGCAGAAACAAACAAACCCUAGAGUUCAGACGAUGAUGAUGAGAAGUCUCUUUUCCGGCGCCAAGCGGCUAUCAACUCCGUCACUAAUCUCGACGACCACAAGAAGCUACAGCCUCAUUCCGAUGGUAAUCGAGCACUCGUCGCGAGGAGAGAGAGCCUACGACAUCUUCUCUCGCUUGCUCAAGGAGCGUAUCAUCUGCAUCAACGGCCCAAUCAACGACGACACCUCCCACGUCGUCGUAGCUCAGCUCCUCUUCCUCGAAUCCGAGAACCCUUCCAAGCCGAUCCAUAUGUAUCUCAAUUCACCCGGAGGCCACGUCACCGCCGGUCUAGCAAUUUAUGAUACUAUGCAGUACAUUCGUUCUCCGAUAAGCACAAUCUGUUUAGGCCAGGCUGCAUCGAUGGCCUCUCUCCUCUUGGCAGCUGGCGCCAAGGGACAGAGGCGGUCGCUGCCUAACGCGACGGUUAUGAUUCAUCAGCCUUCGGGUGGGUAUAGCGGUCAGGCCAAGGAUAUAACGAUUCAUACGAAGCAGAUUGUUCGUGUGUGGGAUGCGUUGAAUGGUCUGUAUGCCAAACACACGGGUCAGCCUAUUGAUUUGAUCGCGGAGAACAUGGAUAGGGAUAACUUCAUGACUCCUGAGGAGGCUAAGGCGUUUGGGAUAAUCGAUGAGGUGAUUGAUGAGAGGCCGUUGGAGUUGGUGAAAGAUGCAGUUGGGAGUGGAAGCAAAGAUGAUAAGAAGAGUUCGAGUUAAAGGAAGAAGUAAUGCUCUGUUUCAGGAAUCACAAAUCUUAGAUGAUAUGCUUUAUGUGAAGAAAUUGAUGCUGCCGUCUGCCGCUGGUUAUUACUAUUUUUUUUUAUCAAUAGUAAUAUUCGCUUUCAUUAAAAAAAAAAUUGUGCGCUUUUGUAUUAUAGAACACCAUGAGAUUCUUAUGGUAAUUAUUGGACUUUGACUAUACUCUGAGAAAUUAGGGAGAGUUACUUUUUAAGAUCUCCAUGACAGAAGCAGGAUUGUUAUUCUUGCUUAAUAUAGUAUUUGUGUGUUUUCCACUUGAUGUUAACUCGUUUUUCAAAGUCGAGCAGAAUUAUUAUUCAUGUUUGUAGUAUUUAUUUAUUUUUGUUUGCUUGUGGUUAAUCUAAUGGUAAAAUCUCUAUAUAUUAUU
Messenger RNA from Raphanus sativus (radish), 1215 nucleotides. Its product is annotated as ATP-dependent Clp protease proteolytic subunit 2, mitochondrial-like. Gene Ontology annotation, cellular component: endopeptidase Clp complex. The transcript has 3 exons. Bases 87 to 806 code for a protein of 239 amino acids. Gene Ontology annotation, molecular function: ATP-dependent peptidase activity; ATPase binding; serine-type endopeptidase activity. The record is from RefSeq and is a predicted model, not a curated record. Gene Ontology annotation, biological process: protein quality control for misfolded or incompletely synthesized proteins. NCBI's taxonomy places the organism in Eukaryota, Viridiplantae, Streptophyta, Magnoliopsida, Brassicales, Brassicaceae.